This is a messenger RNA of Corticium candelabrum, 483 nucleotides long. Its product is annotated as ankyrin repeat and SOCS box protein 7-like. The transcript is spliced from 5 exons. Bases 1 to 483 code for a protein of 160 amino acids. The record is from RefSeq and is a predicted model, not a curated record. NCBI's taxonomy places the organism in Eukaryota, Metazoa, Porifera, Homoscleromorpha, Homosclerophorida, Plakinidae. Gene Ontology annotation, molecular function: protein binding.
AUGGAUUGGAGACUAACGUUAGCAGUGGAAGAGAACAAAGUCGAUGAGGUGGAAGCUCUUUUGAAUGCAGGAGCUUCGCCUGAUGCGUGUAAUGUUCAUGGACAUCCUGUACUUGUCACAGCUUGUGAUGAAGGCUUAAAUUCCAUCGUACAACAUUUGUUACAGAAAGGAGCAAAUGUUAACAAAGCAGAUUCUAUUGGUUUCACUGCUUUAAUGUGUGCAGCAUCUCGAGGUGAUGAUUCACUAAUUGUUAUGUUAUUAUCAGCUAAUGCUGAUGGUAAUCUGAAGGAUGUGUUGCAUGGAAUGACAGCAUUGCAUUAUGCUGCUCUCCACAAUCAAUCCAAAGUUGUUCGUAUUCUGUUAGAGAAUGGAUGUGAUAGCAACAUAAAAGACAAUGUGGAUGUAGCUGUCGACUCGCAAUUUGCUCUGAUUGUGGCGUACGUAUCAAUCUCAAUCUUAGCGUACAUAUCGACUAAAAAGUGA